UGGAGGCAGCUAGCGCGAGGCUGGGCAGGGCCGAGCUACGCAUCGUGCCCUGCGCUGCCCAGACUAGCGAACAAUACAGUCAAGAUGGCUAAAGGUGACCCCAAGAAACCAAAGGGCAAGAUGUCUGCCUAUGCCUUCUUUGUGCAGACAUGCAGAGAAGAAUGUAAGAAGAAAAACCCAGAGGUCCCUGUAAAUUUUGCAGAAUUUUCCAGGAAGUGCUCUGAAAGGUGGAAGGCAAUGUCUGGGAAAGAGAAGUCUAAAUCUGAUGAAAUGGCAAAGGCUGAUAAAGUCCGCUAUGACUGGGAAAUGAAGGAUUAUGGACCAGCUAAAGGAUUAAAGAAGGACCCUAAUACCCCCAAGAGGCCACCGUCUGGAUUUUUCCUCUUCUAUUCAGAAUUCCGCCCCAAGAUCAAGUCUACAAAUCCUGGUAUCUCUAUUGGAGAUGUGGCAAAAAAACUGGGUGAGAUGUGGAAUAACUUAAGUGACAGCAAAAAGCAGCCUUACAUCACUAAGGCAGCCAAGCUGAAGGAGAAGUAUGAGAAGGAUGUCGUAGACUAUAAAUCUAAAGGACAGUUUGAUGGCACAAAGGGUCCCACUAAAGUUGCCAGGAAAAAAGGUGGAAGAGAAAGAAGAGGAGGAGGAGGAUGA
Molecule: messenger RNA, 648 nt
Organism: Nycticebus coucang (slow loris)
Lineage: Eukaryota; Metazoa; Chordata; Mammalia; Primates; Lorisidae
Product: high mobility group protein B3-like
Exons: 1
Coding region: 85-648 (187 amino acids)
Biological process (GO): regulation of transcription by RNA polymerase II
Molecular function (GO): DNA binding, bending
Source: RefSeq, a predicted model, not a curated record